This is a messenger RNA of Clupea harengus (Atlantic herring), 3237 nucleotides long. It is a transcript of the gene traf2a, whose product is annotated as TNF receptor-associated factor 2-like. Gene Ontology annotation, molecular function: ubiquitin-protein transferase activity; tumor necrosis factor receptor binding; zinc ion binding. Gene Ontology annotation, cellular component: cytoplasmic side of plasma membrane; cytosol; plasma membrane signaling receptor complex. The transcript is spliced from 10 exons. The coding region runs from base 45 to 1874 and encodes 609 amino acids. NCBI's taxonomy places the organism in Eukaryota, Metazoa, Chordata, Actinopteri, Clupeiformes, Clupeidae. Gene Ontology annotation, biological process: tumor necrosis factor-mediated signaling pathway; positive regulation of canonical NF-kappaB signal transduction; regulation of apoptotic process. The record is from RefSeq and is a predicted model, not a curated record.
UCUGUGUUUCUGUUCCUUCCAACUGCUGUUCAGAAGUGAAAGCUAUGGGUAAAGCUUCAAUCAUUCCCCCUCAUAGCCAGAAAGCCAGGUCACAUGUCCGUGCGGGAAUAAUGGCUGCACAGGAACCAUCACCACCAUCUUCAUUAGAAGGCAACAAACCUGGAUUCCCUAAGAAAAUACUGGCCAACAAGCUUGAGGACAAACAUUUGUGUAAUAUUUGUCAGAAAAUUUUAAGACGGCCUUUCCAAGCCCAAUGUGGUCAUCGCUUUUGUUCAUACUGUUUUAACAAAACUGUGAGUUCUGGACCACAGAAAUGCAGUGCUUGUAUUAAAGAGGAGAUUUUUGAGGAACCAACAUCCAUUCUGAAACAAGGCUGUGCAUUUCCUGACAACGCAGCGAGAAGAGAGGUGGAGGCUCUAGCGGCAGUGUGUCCCAAUGAAGGCUGUUCCUGGACGGGCAGCAUUAAAGAAUACGAGCUUACCCACGAAGGAAAGUGUGACUAUAUGAUCAUCUCAUGUCCGUCCUGUAAAGAACUUCUCCGGGCUAACGAGCUGGAACGUCACAAUGAGCGUGAAUGUCCAGAAAGAACAUUGAAUUGCAAAUACUGCAAAGAACCUUUUCAGUUCAAAGAUAUUAAGGCUCAUGAUGAAAUAUGUCCAAAGUACCCAAUGAUAUGUGAAGGAUGUGCCAAGAAAAAAAUUCCCAGAGAAAAGUAUGUGGACCACAUCAAGCUCUGUACUAAAUUUAGAGCACCGUGCAGAUUUCAUGUGGUUGGCUGCGAUAUGUCAGUGUGUGUGCGUGUAUGUGUGCCCGUACCUUUUCAGGUGGAGAAAGAGAAGAUCCAGGAGCACGAGCGCGCCUGCUCCCACGAGCACCUGAACCUGCUGCUGCACUUCAUCAUGGGCGUCAAGGUGAACUUGGAGAGUCUGCAGCCCCAGAGCCUGGAGCUGGCCAGCCACAAGAUCCACGAGCUGCACCAGGCUCUGCAGGACCUGGAGCAGAAGAUGGGCCAGCUGGGUGUGGGGGCCCCCGUGCAGGGCGCCUGUGCACCUCUCCCUCUCCCUCUCCCGCCCACGCCCACGCUCUCCACCUCCUUCACCCCGCUGCCCACGGGCGUGGGCGCGGCUCUGGAGCUCCAGCUGCACAAUGAGAAGACCAAGGUGGCCGAGCUGGGCCGGCGCUGCCAGGAGCUGGAGCUCAAGGUGAGCACGUUCGAGAACAUCGUGUGCGUGCUCAACCGCGAGAUGGAGCGAUCCUCUGCCACCAUGGAGGCCUACAACCGCCAGCACCGCCUGGACCAGGACAAGAUCGAGAUACUCAGCAACAAGGUGCGUCAGCUGGAGCGGACAGUGGGCCUGAGGGAUCUCUCCAUCGUGGAGAUGGAGGGAAAGAUGAGGGAGAUGUCGGCCGCCACAUACGACGGCGUCUUUGUGUGGAAGAUCUCCGACUUCAGUAAGAAAAGGGCCGACGCCGUGGCUGGAAGAGCUCCUGCAAUGUUCUCCCCAGCCUUCUACACCAGUAAAUAUGGCUACAAGAUGUGCUUACGCAUCUACCUGAACGGGGAUGGAACGGGACGAGGCUCUCACUUGUCUUUAUUCUUCGUGGUGAUGAGGGGACACAGUGAUGCCCUGCUCAAGUGGCCCUUCAACCAGAAAGUGACCCUCAUGCUCCUGGACCAGAACAACCGCGAGCACAUCAUCGACGCCUUCCGACCCGACAUCUCAUCCUCGUCUUUCCAGCGGCCCGUCAGCGACAUGAACAUCGCCAGCGGCUGCCCGCUCUUCUGUCCGCUCCCCAAGCUCGACUCCAAGAACUCCUACAUCCGCGACGACACCAUCUUCAUCAAGGCCAUAGUGGACCUGACUGGUCUGUAGGUGUACCCCCAACAUCCCACCCCACCCCACCCCACCCCCGCCAACCACUACCACCACCACCACCACCACCCCCUCUUCCUUUCCUUUCUAUCCCUGUGCCUCAAUUCCAGAACUCUUGCCUGAGCUCUCAGCCAUUCCACAUGCGGUCCGAGUUCCUGUCUGAUCUUUCGAAGCGUUGCACCCGGAGCUUGCCGUUGCCUAGCGGAUCGUCGCGAACGGCACAGCGUUGUGCUGAAUUUGGACACGGCUAACCCGCGUUCCGACGCUGCAGACGAAGCGAGGCCCACAAACCGUGCAGUUUUCCUCGGGUUCGGGGUCGAAUUGGGUCACUGCAGAGGCCUGCGGCCAUAAAGGACCCUUUCCUCUGCGCGCUGGUAGAGGUGGCUAGCUGUCAGCUGUGAUUGUAAUGUACAGAACUUCCUUUAUCGCCCGUGCCGCGUUUGGUAGGCACAUUGCCUUUACGGAGAUCGAAGACUUUCCUUCAGCAGACUGCAGUUUCUUGUUUUUCUAUUCUUUUUUUUUUUCCUGCUUCCUCUUUUUUCAGGUCUUCAAGAUCUGGGCUUCUGUAGCUGUCAGCGUGCUUCAUGCUUCGCUUAUUUUAGUCCUUAACCUGAGUGCAUUUCUGCAUAGACAGACGUGGAGUUCCAAUAACAAUAAGCAGUUGCCCAUGAUUGGCCUUUCGCAUCUCUAAUCCGCUACGUGAAUCUUAACUGCUAGUCUGUGGCAAACCGUAUGCAUUGAAGUCUUCUGACAUUCCUCCUUAGCUUUGUGUGCCUAUGAUCUGGACUCCUGUGUUAUAGGUAUAUGGCAUAAUUACAUGUAGUGGUGGACAUUGCUUGAUUUCCAUAAGGUCCCAAGCACAGACAUUUUAGGAAUUAAAAAAAAAAAAAAAAAAAGAAAAGAAAAAAAAACAACCGUUAGGGAGAACGUGAUGUGUACACGCGUGUCUGCGUGCUUGUGAGCACUUAUUAGGCUUCUGUUUUUCAGUACCAGUUGUUUUCGGGUGCCCUUUUUGCUUGGUUUGCAUAUUGGAUCUGUGGAAGAUACAUUCUAGUUAGCAGCAGAUCAGGGUUGCUCAUUGACCAGAAAAGGGGAGUUGAUUGUCUCUUCGUUCCACGACACGACUCGACAAAAGACAUCAGCCUCAAGAGAAAAGAGUUCACACACAUCAGCUGUCGACUUUAACUUCUCAAUCUUAAUCCAUAAUCCCACUCCCCGCCAGUCAGACAAAAACAUCGACAAGAAAGUCAGGUUUUGACAGAAGGUCUCUAUAUAACUCGAUGGAAAUGGUUCUGUAUCAGUUUAAAGUUGUGAAAGACGUUGGUAUUUAGCGUGAUUGUUUUCUGCCGCCGUUUAAGGGCCA